Molecule: messenger RNA, 666 nt
Organism: Ceraceosorus guamensis
Lineage: Eukaryota; Fungi; Basidiomycota; Exobasidiomycetes; Ceraceosorales; Ceraceosoraceae
Exons: 4
Coding region: 1-666 (221 amino acids)
Biological process (GO): regulation of DNA-templated transcription; nuclear-transcribed mRNA poly(A) tail shortening
Cellular component (GO): CCR4-NOT core complex; P-body
Source: RefSeq, a predicted model, not a curated record
AUGAGGUCUGCUCCCGUGUCACAGGUCUUGUCUUCUCCGGCGGAUAGAUUUGGGUUGUUGGGCUUGCUGAGCAUCAUCAAGAUGCAAGAUCCUGAUGUUCAAAUGUUGUCUCUGGGGACUGAUUUGCAAGCGAUGGGACUGAGCUUGGAGGCUCCGGAAGCGCUGUACUCGUCUCUUAUCACACCGCUGUCGGACAACAACAUGGCCGCAGCUUUGCAAGUGGAGCCAGAGUUUCACUUGCCGUCAUGUUACAAUGUCUCUCCUCCUUCGCCAGCACAUCACAAGGUGGACAGCUUCAGCGACGAGACCCUCUUUUUCAUCUUCUACUCCAUGCCUAGGGACGUAAUGCAGCAGAUUGCCGCUGCCGAGCUCUACCAACGCAAUUGGCGAUUUCACGUCGAGCUGCAAUUAUGGCUCACGCAAAAUGGCGAACCAACGCAAAAGACGCCGACGUACGAGAGGGGCUCUUACGUAUUCUUCGAUCCGCGGACUUGGGACAAGGUGUCCAAAGAUAUGGUACUGAUGUACGACGCGCUGGAAGAGAAGCCGUCACAAGCGGCCAUCUUGGCUCUGCAGUCUGCCCAGCAACCGGCACCACAACAGUCCGCGCAAGCAGGCGCACCAGCACAACAACAGGUACAGACACCGUCCUUGGCACAAAGGUGA